Messenger RNA from Juglans regia (Persian walnut), 3474 nucleotides. RefSeq lists its product as uncharacterized. Bases 1 to 3474 code for a protein of 1157 amino acids. The transcript has 7 exons. NCBI's taxonomy places the organism in Eukaryota, Viridiplantae, Streptophyta, Magnoliopsida, Fagales, Juglandaceae. The record is from RefSeq and is a predicted model, not a curated record.
AUGAACGGCCCUCUGGUGGCCUCUGGGACUGGCGGGCUGGACAAGAUUCUGGUAGGGCCCCCUCUGGUGGGGUUGGAGUUUUUAGCCGGUAACGAGAACGGCAAGAGGCGUACGUUUGCAGAGGUGUUGCAGCGGCCUAUCCCUCCUCCAAAAUUCAAACUUUCAGUCCGGCAUCCUGAGGUAAUUAACGGUGAGCUUGGUUUCAUUUUCUCGGAUCUUGAGAUGGAAAAGGCAGCCGAAGAUUUAAAAUUUGCUUUGGUCCUUAAGUUUUUAUCCUCCAGACCUUCCAUAGAUGUUUUACGGAAGAAUAUUAUCAAAACUUGGGGGUUUAGUGAGGUGCCGAUGAUCAGUUUUAUGAAUGAUUUCCAUGUUCUUUUACACCUUGCAAAUGAAAAAGACUACUUACAUGCAUGGGCACGUGAAGGCAGGGUGGUGGCAGGCGUUCCGUUCCGUUUGUUCAACUGGUCCAUGGGUUUUGAUCUGGAAAGAGAACCAUCCAUUGAGGAGCAAUGGAUUUUUUUGCCUGGUUUACCUUUGCAUUUGUAUAGGUUGGAUUGUCUUCAAAGCUUUGCCACACGUUUUGGGAAUUUUUUGGGAACGGACAAUGCUACGGUUUAUAGAACCCGAGCCACAGGGGCACGGUUGUGUGUUGCUGUUGAUCUCAGAGACAAGCAGAUUAAAGGAUUUCCUGUGAUGUUUGGUUCGCAUCAGAUUUGGCAGUUGGUGGUCUAUGAGAAGCUAGGUUUUUAUUGCAAUAAAUGUUAUAGGCAAGGCCAUACGGAGGUGGCUUGUAGAAUGGGACAGCGUGCAAGCCGUGUGCUUGUCGGGAAACAGUCCAGAAACGGGGAAGGGAACAAGGAUGAUGGAAAAAUAUGGAAGGAAGUGGGUCAGAAGAACUCUGCCGUGGUGAUAACCAAAGAAGAUGACCAUGCGAAAAUUAAUCUUGAGCUACAACCUGAUAAACCCGAAUCAAGUAAUGCAGGGGAAAAAACAAAGGAGGGUGCAGAAGUUUCUGUUAAGGUUAUCAAGUCUCUUGUGACGGGCAGCAAAGAAGGGGAGUGUGUUAGUGGGCUGGGGGCAUCAUCUCCUCUUUGCUCUGACGAGAAUAUCCAGCCAUCGGAUUUGAUGGAAAACCAUCUUGCCGUGUGCGUCGUCCAGCAGGAACCUGGUAUUAAUCUUUUAGUGGAGGACUUUGCGGCUGGUAAGUUACGCGAGGAUGCUACUGCUGUUACUCAUAUGGAUGCUGGCCAGCAAUUGAAUGAUAUUAGCGCCCAAGAUAGUGAAGAUGAUUGUGAGGAAGUUUGGUGUGACAGUGUUCCGCAGGUGCAGGCUGAUGGUGAAAAGGUGCAGGAAGACUUGCCGAGUUCGGAGGGCUGGGCAUUUCUAGAGGGUGGUGAGUUGUGGGUGUUCUGGAAUAUUCCUAACAUUUUUGAGAUUGUGCUUUGUAUGACCCAAUCCGUGUCUGGUUGGUUCAAGUGGGAUGCUCAUCAUGUUCUUGUUACUUUUGUCUAUGCUAAGUGUUCAUAUGUUGAUAGAAGAGAACUAUGGCAUGAUUUAGAGGAGUGGACCGACUUGGAUCAGCCUUGGUUAGUUUUGGGUGAUUUUAAUGUUAUUCGCAGGGACUUGGAAAGAGUUGGUGGGAAUCCUCGGCCUUUUAUCUCGAUGUUAGAAUUCAACGAUUAUAUUGAUCAUUGUGGUCUGUUAGAGGAAGCUUGGAACCAGCAGGAUACGGUGUCUGGUCUUCUAAAGCUCUCUAUUCGUCUGAAAAGAACAAAGAUAGCGCUUCGUGCCUGGAAUAAAAAUGUAUUUGGUAGGGUGGAUGUGAAUAUUCGUGCGCUGGAAGAGAGGUUAGAUUUUUUGGAUAGCCAACUUCAAUCAUGUUUUUCUGAGGAGAUUGAGGAUGAUUUUGUGGCUACUAAGACCGAGAUUGAAAUUUGGGAGAAAAGGGAAGCUUCUCGUCUUGGCCAAAUUGCUAAAAAGAAAUGGUUGACUGAGGGAGAUCAAAAUUCGAAGUUUUUUCAUUCAGUUAUUAACCAGAGGCGCAACAAGGGGCAUAUUAGUAAAAUGGUCCUUGCCGAUGGGAGAGUUUUGUGUACUGCUGAAGAGGUUCAUGAGGAGGCCGUGGAUUAUUUCCGUAAUUUCCUUUCUGAUGUCUCUACGGUGGAACACUGUGACUUAUCGAGGCUUAUUGAGAAGAAAAUUUCAGAUGAAGAAAAUCUUUGGUUAUGCGCGGCUCCUUCUGAAUUGGAAGUGAAACAAGCUGUUUUUUCUAUUCCAAAGAAUAGUAGCCCGGGGCCUGAUGGUUUUGGUUCCGGUUUUUAUAUGUCUUGCUGGGAUAUUAUCAAAGAGGAUGUGGUAGCGGCUACUGGAGAUUUCUUCAGGGGUGUUCCCCUAUCCAGGUUUUAUUCUCCCUCUUUUAUUGUUCUUAUCCCAAAAGUGCCUGAGCCUUCUGGUGCGUUUAUUCCUGGGCGUAGUAUUUUUGAAAAUAUUACCCUUGCUCAGGAGAUGGUUCAGUCGCUUCAUAAAAAAUUUGUUGGUGGUAAUGUCUUGAUUAAACUUAAUAUGGCUAAAGUUUAUGAUAGGUCUCAAUGGUUUUCUGUCAUGAUGAAUGGUACCUUAAAAGGUUUUUUCCAGUCUGCCAGGGGUCUUCGUCAAGGGGAUCCUCUUUCUCCCUACCUUUUCAUCCUCAUGGAAGAAGUUUUGUCUCGGUUGCUCAGGAGUAAUUUUCAGGAUGGUCGGAUUGGCAAAUUUAGCCACCCAAUUGGUGCUCCUUUGGUUUCUCUUUUACUUUAUGCUGAUGAUAUCCUUAUUUUUACUAAUGGGGGUAAGAGAGAAGGUGGUUUGGGCAUGAAAGAUCUUAAAGAGGUUCAGAAAUCUCUCCAUAUGAAGUUUGCUUUCCGUAUUUUGUCUUCUAACAAUCUUUGGUCUGAUUUUUUUCGUGCCAAAUAUAUUCGUCAUAGCCAUUUUUCUACUUACAAGGUGAAGCCAACUGAUUCUAGAUUCUGGAGAUCAAUUGUAAAGAUGCUUCCGGAAGUUAUGGACAAUGUGAAUGUCCUUGUGCGUGGUGGUAAUGCUUCUUUUUGGUUUGAUAGAUGGUUAGCUUCAGGUCCCCUUUCCAUACGGGUGGAAGAGAUUACUAAUAACAGGCUGCGUCUUCAAGAUUGUUGGUCCAAUAAUUUUUGGGAUGAGGACUUACUUAGGGAGCUGGUUAGUGAGGAGGUUGUUGAGGAAAUAAUUCAGAUGCCUAUUAAUGUUACUCAGGGUCUGGAUUUGUUUGUGUGGAAGCCUUCUACUGAUGGCAGGUUUUCUACUCGUACAGCUUGGGAGGUGGUGAGAAAGAGAGGUCAGGAAUUACCUUGGCAUGAUUGGUUUUGGCACCAGCUUCUUCCUAGGCUAGGAAAUUCCAGGAUGGAUUACAACCAAGGAUUCGAAACCAGAUUGCCUACUUGCAGAUUGAGAGCUUUCAAGGACUAG